This is a messenger RNA of Malania oleifera, 2493 nucleotides long. RefSeq names its product 3-ketoacyl-CoA synthase 4-like. Gene Ontology annotation, molecular function: acyltransferase activity, transferring groups other than amino-acyl groups. The record is from RefSeq and is a predicted model, not a curated record. Bases 539 to 2095 code for a protein of 518 amino acids. Gene Ontology annotation, biological process: fatty acid biosynthetic process. NCBI's taxonomy places the organism in Eukaryota, Viridiplantae, Streptophyta, Magnoliopsida, Santalales, Ximeniaceae. Gene Ontology annotation, cellular component: membrane. The transcript has a single exon.
CACCACAAAGGAACGAAGUACUGUUAAACCAAUUGUCCUGAACAUGCCCUCUGUUUUUCCGCUGCAAUCACAUAUUUUUCAAGAGAAGAUUCAAGAAACUUCGUUUUGGUAGACCAACUUCAACGAAUUCCAGCGUAAACCGUUCUCCUCCCCAGCGUCCGGAUUUUAAGAAAAAGGUUGACCAGCAAGAAACUGAGGCAGAUAGCGAAGGAUAGCGCCGCGGAGCAGAGGCAGAGGAGCUUCCAUCAGCUGGGCAGCAUUCAUUGUCUUUGUUCAAUUUCUUUGGUCACAGAGCUUCAAAUCCACCGCUACGUGGUCUAUAUUAGUUGCUGUCGUUGUAUCUGUCCAUUCCAACUCCACCCAACUUCCCCAUUUUCCCUCCAUUAUCAGAUCUGUCCUCUGCACUGACUUGCCCAUGUUGUUUUCCACUUCUUUGACCAUAUAUAGCCCUCCGUAUAUCGUACUGCGCUGCACAAAAUAGCCCACUUCCCAAUUCGAGUACUCAAUCAAUCUCCGGCUCGAAAUCUGAAGUUUGACGAUGGUCGGAGCACCAGCCCAGGCCGCAGCCGCAGCCGCAGCCAACUGCGAUGGCAGCGGCGGCGUUCAGGUCCACCAGAGUCGAAGAGUACUGCCGGAUUUCUUGCAGAGUGUUAAUCUGAAGUACGUGAAAUUGGGAUACCACUAUUUGGUUUCCCAUAUUUUGACUCUCUGUUUGGUCCCUCUCAUGGCGGUCAUCGUCGUCGAGGCUUCCCAGAUGAACCCAGAUGACAUUCACCAGCUCUGGCUCCAUCUCCAGUAUAAUCUGGUCAGUGUCAUUACCAUCUCUGCAAUUCUUGUCUUCGGUUCGACUGUUUACAUGAUGACCAGGCCUCGAUCCGUUUACCUCGUCGAUUACGCGUGUUACCGACCGCCGGCGGACCUCCAGGCGCCGUUUCACCGAUUCAUGGAGCACUCGAGGCUCACCGGCGACUUUGACGAGUCGUCGCUCGAGUUCCAGCGCAAGAUCCUUGAGAGGUCGGGUCUCGGCGAGGAGACCUACGUGCCGGCGGCGAUGCACUCCAUUCCGCCGCGCCCGUCAAUGGCCGCCGCCCGGGAGGAGGCCGAGCAGGUGAUGUUUGGCGCUUUGGAUAAUCUGUUCUUGAAUACAAAUAUUAAGCCUAAAGACAUUGGUAUUCUUGUUGUGAACUGUAGUUUGUUUAAUCCCACACCAUCUCUGUCUGCUAUGAUUGUUAACAAGUACAAACUGAGAGGCAAUGUAAAGAGUUUUAAUCUGGGGGGAAUGGGUUGUAGUGCUGGUGUGAUAGCUCUUGAUCUUGCCAAAGAUAUGUUGCAAAUUCAGAGGAAUACUUACGCAGUUGUUGUUAGCACAGAGAACAUUACUCAAAACUGGUACUUUGGGAAUAAGAAAUCGAUGCUUAUACCCAACUGUUUGUUCCGGCUUGGGGGAGCUGCAGUUUUGCUUUCGAACAAAUCGGUGGACAGAAGGCGGGCGAAGUAUAAGCUUGUUCAUGUUGUGAGGACCCAUCGUGGUGCUGAUGAUAAGGCAUUCCAAUGUGUGUACCAAGAGCAGGAUGGUGCUGGAAAAACUGGUGUUUCCUUAUCGAAGGAUCUCAUGGCAAUUGCUGGUGAGGCCCUAAAGAUCAAUAUCACAACCUUGGGACCUCUUGUUUUGCCUAUAAGUGAGCAACUUCUCUUCUUUGUGACUCUGGUUGCAAAGAAGCUGUUCAAAGCAAAUGUGAAGCCUUAUAUUCCGGAUUUCAAGCUCGCUUUUGAUCACUUUUGUAUACAUGCUGGGGGAAGGGCAGUGAUUGAUGAGCUUGAGAAGAAUCUGCAGCUUCAGCCAGUGCACGUUGAGGCUUCCCGGAUGACUCUCCAUCGGUUUGGCAACACUUCGUCAAGCUCCAUAUGGUAUGAACUGGCUUAUACAGAAGCAAAGGGGAGGGUACGGAAGGGGCACCGUGUUUGGCAGAUUGCUUUCGGUAGUGGUUUCAAAUGUAACAGUGCAGUGUGGGAGGCACUCCGACAUGUGAAACCCUCUCCCGACAGUCCUUGGGAAGAUUGCAUUCAUAAGUAUCCCGUGCCCACAGUUGCAUAGCUCAAGGGAGAUUUAGUUAGACACUCUUUCUUCAGGGAAGAAAUGCACUUGAUAGGUUCAACUCUCUUUUUUAACCUUUUCCUUUAGAAGUUUAUUAGGUCACAUUAUGUUUUAUUCUGUCUGCAAAGUCAUAUAAUGUCUCUCCCUAGUUUGCUCGUGUAUCUUGAUUUGCACACUUUAGUGGCUGUGUGGUUCUUGUACCUUUAUGCUUUGAAUCUUUGUGCUGAAAGUUACAGUGCUUAUGAGUAUCGAUACGAUGAUGGCAUUUUUCAGCAUAUGGAAACUGCAUGUAAAUGAAUUCAUUUCAAUUCAAUUUACCUGCAGAAGUCCAUUGUUUAGAAAGGAAUUGGAGAACAGAUUGUUGUGUCUGAUAAUUAUACAGUAUAGAAUUAUUAGAA